GGCGCGGGAGGAGAUGACGCAAAAGGGAGAGCUCCCCCCAAAAAAGUGUUUCUCCAGGACGAAGAUGGCGGCAACUUAGCCCAGGGGCCCAAGAUGCCUGUGCCCAUCGGGGGCCCCCAGCCAGGCAGUUCCGCCCCGUGCGCCCGGGGACACCGCGCCCGGCGGCAGCAGCGGCGGCAGCCGCAGCCCAUUGUCACCAGCAGCAGCGGCGGCGGCCCCGGUAGCCUCCUCCUCCUCUUCCUCUUCCUCCUCCUCCUCUUCAGCAUCCUCAGCAGCGCUCCGGGAGCCUUGCAGCAGCGUCUCUCCAGUUAGAGCGGAGGGGGGAGAGAAGAAAGAGGAGACUAAGACAGCGGUGCAGGCAUCUGUGCCGCGGCUCGGGGCUGAAGAAGAGGAGCAGCGGCGGCGGCAGGGAGGAAGAAGAGGCGAGGAGCCCUCCCGGAGCCGUCCGUCGGCAGCGGGGGACGCGGCAUGCGGUUGUCCGGAGGCAGUGGGCUUUUCUCAGGAGGGAGAUGGGGAGCUGCGAUCUGACCAUGCCUGGGUGAGAGGGGCAAAGGACCAGUCGCGCAGCCCUGCCACCACCAACUAUCACCACUACCACCACCACCAUCUCCUCUCCCUCCUCCUCUCUCUGCGUUAUUGCUCUUAUCUUCUCCACGGCACUCCGCGUUGGAUGGACUGGGGCUGCUUCUUGUGGUGAGACCAAGGUAGAGCCACCGGCGAAAACCAACAUUAUCUCAGAGGAAGAAAAAGAAGGAAGAAAGAAAGAAGAGGGAGAAAGAGAGAGGGGGGAGAGUGGAAGAGGGAGAGAGCGAAAGAGCGAGAGAGAGAAGGGAAGGCAGACAAGAAAAUCCCCCCAAUCUUUUAAGUCAAUGCAUAUUGUGGUGACACUGGCAAAGGAGCCCUCACGGUGGAGUCGGCCAGGGCUGUGCGUUCCCAAAAUAUGACCAGGGGUGCUUGGAUGUGUAGUCGGCAGUAUGAUGACGGCUUAAAAAUCUGGUUCGCACCCCGGGAGAACGAGAAACCCUUCACGGAUUCAGAGAGGGCUCAGAAAUGGCGACUGUCCCUGGCAUCGCUCUUGUUUUUCACGGUCCUGCUCUCUGAUCACUUGUGGUUCUGCGCCGAGGCCAAAUUCACGGGGACCGGAGAGAAGGAGCAGCCGCCACCCGAGAAGCCGGAGCCCGCGGAGCCGGAGCUGCUGGCGGGCAUGGGGGAGCCGGCGCCCCCCGCGCCCCGGCUCCUCGCCCCCCCCUCGCCCUCCCUCCCGCCCUCCCCCGGCAGCAGCAGUGGCGGCAGCCGCGGCAGCCGCAACAACGGCACCGAGCCCCGGCACGGCAAAGCUGCUUUCCUAGGGAACUCCACCACCAGGCCCCUGGAGACGUGUCCCCCCCCGGGGUCCUCGUCCGGGCAGUGCUUCAGCGUGGGGGACGCGGAGGCGGUGUGCCGGCCGCGCAGGGGGUCGGGGCCGCCGCCGGGUGCGGGGCAGAGCCCGGCGCCCGGCUGGGACCUGACGGAUUUUUACCUUUCCUUUUGUAAUUCCUACACACUUUGGGAGUUGUUUGCCGGGUUGUCCAAUCCGGACACUUUGAACUGCAGUCUGGAUGUGGUGCUGAGGGGGGAAGGCUCCUGCAGCCAGUGCGUCCAGGCUUACCAGCGCUACGACCAGCACGCUCAGGAGAAAUAUGAAGAGUUUGAGGUUAUGCUCCAGAAAUAUUUACAGUCGGAUGAGUACUCGGUGAAAUCGUGUCCUGAGGAUUGUAAGGACUCUUCAUCUGCCGAUUCUGUAUCUGUCAGCAAACAUUCUUCUGUAAGCCACAGUCGCGUGCUGUCACUAGAGAGUCGCUGGACAUAAGACUGCUUGAGCAGUUCGAAAGAAAAAACAUGAGGCGACAACAGUUCUUUGUAAAGUUCAGUAAAAGAGAGACAGCCUUGAAGCAGAAGCUUCUGUUUUUCAAGUUAUUUUCCCUCGUCAGCAUCCACCCAGUUUAUCUCAAGCAGAGGUGUGUGUUACUUCCAAUUUUUUGAGACAAGCAGGUAUUAUACGUAGAUACUUAGAGGAUGUACACAAAGGAGAACAUGCCCUGCCUGCCAUAAUGGACUUGAACUGAUGAGAAAAGGACAUAAAAAUUCAACUUGCAGAGGAGAAGAAAAGCCAGUUCUGGACCCUGGAGCAAGUAUGUGACUUUCUUCCAAUUUAUAAUCACAUCUACUUUUCAAAAUUUUUCUCUGCAAGGAAAUACUGAAAGAAUAUCGGUGAGAAGGGAGCUUUCAGAGGAGUAUCUCAGGUCAGUGAAGAAAGAGUCAAACCCAAUGAAUUAUCUUUCAAGUUAACUUCAUGUUUUUACCUAUGAAUUUUGGGGGUCAAUGGUUUAAGCUAGUUUGGAAAAAGUUGAAAACAAAGGCAAUUUUUAUAUCAGAGUAUCUUACAUGUUCCAAGGGGAGUUAUCUUUGUUGGCCAGUCCUAUAAGAACUGCUGCAAGUAUGUCUCAUAACUGACUCCUUUUUUAAAAAAAAGGAAAUAGCAUGGAACCCGUGGUCACAAUACAUGUAAAUAUGCACAUUUUAUUCUAAUAAUGUAAUGUUAUUUCAAAAAGCACAAUAAAAGUUUUCUUUUUUUUAUGA
Messenger RNA from Pipra filicauda (Wire-tailed manakin), 2619 nucleotides. It is a transcript of the gene NALF1, whose product is annotated as family with sequence similarity 155 member A. Gene Ontology annotation, molecular function: stretch-activated, monoatomic cation-selective, calcium channel activity. Gene Ontology annotation, cellular component: plasma membrane. Bases 941 to 1849 code for a protein of 302 amino acids. The record is from RefSeq and is a predicted model, not a curated record. Lineage: Eukaryota; Metazoa; Chordata; Aves; Passeriformes; Pipridae. Gene Ontology annotation, biological process: calcium ion import across plasma membrane. The transcript is spliced from 2 exons.